GUCUGACUGUAUCCAUAGGGACUCUGAAAAUGUCUGCUCGAGCAUUUAUUCUAGUGUUUGCUAUCAACUUUAUUUUGUGUUCUGGACUUAACAUUUCAUUGGAAAAAGAAUAUUAUAUGGAGGGUAAACAUUUAUUCUGUGCCAAGUUACACUGUGUGGAGAACACAAGAGAAGAUAAUAACAUCUCAGCUCUUGUCAACAUAUCAGUCUAUAGGAUCAGUGAAUUAGAUGGGAAGAUUAUGUUGGCGUCUGUAUCAGAAUCAGAUUCAAGAGUUCGAGAUCAUAAAGUAACUGGAGCAAAAGUUGAUGGAAAGUUUUCAAAGGUGUUUGGAGAGCUGACGGUGUCAUUUAAUAAACCUUCUGAUUAUUUUAGUGCGGUGUUUGGAUGUGAUGUGUUUUACAGAAAUAUAUCGGGUCUCAUUGAGAAGAAAGAAAAUAAAACAAAACCUGUUGAACAAAAAAAUCGUAAUCCGCUUAUGUUGAUGACCUUAGAGGCUAAAACUCCAGAGUUUGAUACAACAAUUGAUAGAAUGUCUGAGUUUCUAAAAACGUUUAAAGAUUCUGAUAAGUUAAACAGUGCUGACUUGAAGAUGAGUUUACAGUUUUCAACAGACGACAGACAUUCUAACAAAACUGUAAGUCAAAUAAACCAUAGAAGAGAGUUAGCGGUGGAAGAAAGAUUUGACAACUUAGUUAAUCUUACAAAUGCGAUGGAAAUUAGAUUGAAUAGCUUGUUAGUUGCUCAAGAAUAUAGAAUUCAGAAACUUGAAAACUUAAUUUACAACAUAACAAAUGGAUUUAAAAACGUUGAGAACAAGUUUGAAACACAGAAUAAAACGUAUCAAGAGCUCGCGCAGAAUAAAAAGAACUUAAAUGAAAGCUUACUAAAAACAUCUCAACAGAUGGAAGCAAACAAUAAAACACUUGAACUAUGCAAUAGGUCAAUAAAAGAAAUACACAGUCUUUACUUUGUUUUAAACAAACAGCUGGAGAAAAUGAACUACAGUGAGAUUAAUGUAUCAUUAAGUUUGCCUCAAAAUUCAAAUCAAAGGAAACAUCUAACUAAAAACAUGCAAGAUUUGAAAAUGAAUUUAUUAAACGUGACAAAGGAAAACAUUAAAGAUAGUAUAGCGAUAGAAAAACGUCAGAAUAUAAGCGUUCAACAACAGGGAGAAAGCAACAGAUUACUGGCAGAGACACAGUCAAAGACACUGAAGGAUUUAAAAUCAGCUGUAUCACUACUAAACAAAACUGACACUGAAAUACACGCCCGUAUGGAGAAGAUGAACAACACGAUUCAAAACCUGAUUACUAAAUCAAAUAAAACUAGAGUCCUAGUCAGAAGAUUACAUGGAUUUAAUGGUCCUCUUCUUAACGAAUUAGAAUACGUAAAAUGUGAAACCAUGAACGAUCGUGUUAUAAUGAACUUGACGGAGAUUGGAGUAGAUGUCAACAGAAUAUUGUGUGAUACCAAGACUGACGGUGGUGGAUGGAUUAUUAUACAGGGUUAUAAUGAACUCAGAUUUGACAUGAAGUAUAAAGGUAAAGACUACUACGCCGUGUACAGAGGUUUUAAGGUAGAAAAUGAAGCAGCAAAGUAUAAGAUGAGCCUCACGUCAUUCAGCGGUGGGAAUGUUGAAGACGACUUUAGCGAUCACAACGGCAUGAAGUUUACAACCAUAGACUCUGAUAAUGAUAUGUCAGGUGGCAACUGUGGUGUAGACUGUAGAGGUGCCACAACUAGCAUCAUUGUAAGCAUUCACUCUACUCCGUUCAUGUCCAAAACAGAUGAUGCAGAAGAAGGACUUGACAUUUCACUACAUAGAGAAUAUUAUAUGGAGGGUAAAGUUUUAUUCUGCGCCAACUUACAUUGUAUGGAUAACACAAGAGGAGAAAAUGAAAUCUCAACUCUUGUCAACAUGUCAGUCUAUAGGAUCAGUGAAUUAGAGGGGAAGAUUGUGUUGGCGUCUGUAUCAGAAUCAGAUUCAAGUGUUCGAGAUUAUAAAGUAACUGGAUCAAAAGUUGAUGGAAAGUUUUCAAAGGUUUUUGGAGAGCUGACUGUAUCGUUUACAAAACCUGCUGAUUGUUUUAGUACAGUGUUUGGAUGUGAUGUGUAUUACACAAAUAGAAGGGGUCUCGUUGAGAUGAAAGAAAAUAAAACCAAACCUGUUGACCAAGACAAUCGUAACCCGCUGAUGUUGAUGACCUUAGAGGCUAAAACUCCAGAGUUUGAUAGAACAAUUGAUAGAAUGUCAGAGUUUCUAAAAACAUUUCAUGAUUCUGAUCAUCUAAACAGUGCUGACUUGAAGAUGAAUUUACAGUUUUUAACAAUCGGAAAUCGUUCUAAUCAAAUAUAUCAUGGAAAAGAGUUACAUAUAGAACAUAGAGACAUGAUAUUAGCUAAUGUUACAGAAAUGGUCGAAAAACUACUUAAUAAAACAUAUUUUGAUCAAGAUGCUAAAAUAGAGAAAUUAAACAACAAGCUAAACGAUUUGCUUAGGUUAUUAGAUGUAUCAAAUCUUAUUAAAACAGACCAGGAUUUAAUAUUUGCAGUAUCAAAGCUUAACAAUACAGUCAAAAGUUUAAUGUCUGCUGUAUUAAAGCUUAAAAAUACAGACACGGAUUUAAUGUUCAAAGUAUCACAGCUUAACAAUACACACACUGAUUUAAUAUUGGCAGUAACACAGAUUAACAAUAGAGACAAGGAUUUAAUGUUGAAAGUAUCACGGCUAAACAAUACAGAUAAGGAUUUAAUGAUGGGAGUCUCAAAGCUGAACAAUACACACAAUGAUUUAAUGUUAGCAGUAUCAAAGCUUAACAAUAGAGACAAGGAUUUAAUGUUGAAAGUAUCACAGCUAAACAAUACAGACAAGAUCUUAAUGUCUGCUGUAUCAAAGCUUAACAAUACAGACAUGGAUUUAAUAUUGGCAGUAUCAAAGCUUAACAAUACAGACAAGGAUUUAAUGUUGACAGUAUCAAAACUUAAUAAUAAAGACAAGGAUUUAAUGUUGGCAGUAUCACAGCUUAACAAUACAGACAAUAUCUUAAUGUCUGCUGUAUCAAAGCUUAACAAUACAGACAAGGAUUUAAUGAUGAAAGUAUCACAGCUAAACAGUACAGACAAGAUCUUAAUGUCUGCUGUAUCAAAGCUUAACAAUACAGACAAGGAUUUAAUGUUGACAGUAUCAAAACUUAAUAAUAAAGACAAGGAUUUAAUGAUGAAAGUAUCACAGCUAAACAGUACAGACAAGAUCUUAAUGUCUGCUGUAUCAAAGCUUAACAAUACAGACACGGAUUUAAUAUUGGCAGUAUCACAGCUAAACAAUAUAGACAAGGAUUUAAUGUCUGCUGUAUCAAAGCUUAACAAUACAGACAAGGAUUUAAUGUUGACAGUAUCAAAACUUAAUAAUAAAGACAAGGAUUUAAUGUUGGCAGUAUCACAGCUUAACAAUACAGACAAUAUCUUAAUGUCUGCUGUAUCAAAUCUUAACAAUACAGACAAGGAUUUUAAAUUGGCUAUGUUUAAGUUUAAUAAUACAAACCUCGAGUUAAAACAAAGUGUGGAAAAUAUUAACAACACAGUUCAAAAGAUUUAUAAAAAAACUUACGAGCAUGGUGAGCUACUCCAAGAGAUGGAUGGCUUAGGGUGUAGACUUUUUCUCCUUCAAGAUGUACAAAUCAGAAAGGCUGUUACACUCGAACCUAAUCGAACUGCAUGUGAUAUGAAGACUGACGGUGGUGGAUGGAUUAUCAUUCAACGACGUGUGAAAGGUGAUGUGAACUUUACAAGAAUCUGGAACGAUUAUAAAAACGGAUUUGGCUCAACAUCUGGAGACUUCUGGAUAGGGAAUGACGUCAUUUAUCAGCUAACAAAAUUAGGUUAUAAUGAACUUAGAUUUGACAUGAAGUAUGAAGGUAAAGACUACUACGCUGUGUACAGAGGUUUUAAGCUAGAAAAUGAAGCAGCAAAGUAUAGGAUGAACUUCACGUCAUUCAGUGGUGGGAAUGUUGAAAACAUAUUUAAUGGGCACAAAGGCAUGAUGUUUACAACCAUUGACUCUGAUAACGAUAGGCGGUCAAGUGGCAACUGUGCUGUAGGCAGGGGAGGUGGUUGGUGGUAUGGUGGUUGGUGGUAUGGUGCUUGUUACGACGUUAACCUCAACGGUGAAUGGGCGAGUCGUGUUUAUGAUAAAGGAAUUCAUUGGACCAGCAUUACAGGCUGGUCUGACUCUCUAGACUUUGUUGAGAUGAAACUUCGUCAAAUGUAA
Molecule: messenger RNA, 4268 nt
Organism: Physella acuta
Lineage: Eukaryota; Metazoa; Mollusca; Gastropoda; Physidae
Product: putative leucine-rich repeat-containing protein DDB_G0290503
Source: RefSeq, a predicted model, not a curated record